Molecule: messenger RNA, 7719 nt
Organism: Chaetura pelagica (chimney swift)
Lineage: Eukaryota; Metazoa; Chordata; Aves; Apodiformes; Apodidae
Gene: STAB1
Product: stabilin 1
Exons: 68
Coding region: 1-7719 (2572 amino acids)
Biological process (GO): cell adhesion
Molecular function (GO): hyaluronic acid binding; calcium ion binding
Source: RefSeq, a predicted model, not a curated record
AUGGGAGUCUGGGCUGGGGAAGAUGCAGCAAAUUUGAGGAAAAUGGAAGUUUUUCUGCUGGGAGGACAUCAGUCCCAGGCUGUGCUGGAAGAGGAGUGGAGGAGACAGUUAAAAUCCAUGCGGUGCAAUAUCAAGACAAUGUUUACCUUGAAUACAGAGUGUGCUGCUUGUGCUGUAGCACCUAAAAUACUGUGUCCAAGAGGCUGGUUGAAGACCACCCAAGGAUUAGGAGUAAGGGGCUGCAGAUACACUGUCAAGUUAGGGGAGAAUUCCCUUUCCCAGCCAGGGUGCCAUCACAUCUGUAAGAAGGAAAUUGAGGAGAAGAAGUGCUGUCCAGGAUUCUGGGGUACAGAGUGCUAUGAGUGUCCAGGUGGCUCUCAAAAUCCCUGCAAUGGCCAUGGGACAUGCUUGGAUGGUAUGCAGCAAAAUGGGACCUGCAUCUGCAAGGAGCAAUACAGUGGUUUUGCCUGCCAAGACUGUCUAAAUGAAAAUCGUUUUGGCCCGGACUGCCAGUCAGAGUGUGACUGUGUGCACGGGGAAUGCAACAGCGGCGUCACGGGGGAUGGAAGCUGCACGUGCUAUGGAGGCUACACUGGCCCCAGGUGUGACCAAGAGCUUCCCCUUUGCAAAGGCAUGACAUGCGAGGCCAACAGUGAAUGUGUGGUGAGAGAUGGGAGAGCAAUAUGUGACUGCAAGCUGGGCUACAGAAAAAGUGGAAGCACUUGCCAAGCUCAGGAUCCUUGUGCUGCUUCUGUGUGCUCCCCUUUUGCUGUAUGUAAAGUUACUGGACCACGAAAGUAUCAAUGUACCUGCAAAGAAGGAUUUCAAGGGGAUGGGAAGAUUUGCCAGCCCAUAAACCCUUGUGUUGACAACAAUGGAGGCUGCCCAGAAAACUCUACAAUUUGUGUUUACAGACGUCCAGGAGAGGCAUCUUGUGUCUGCAAGCCUGGGAUGAAUAGAAAAACUCCUUCGUCUGAGUGUUCUGUAUUUCCCAACAAUUGCCGGUGGUAUUUUUGUGACGUGUCUUCCACCUGUGAAAUUAAUGCCCAGGGGAAUCCAAGCUGUGUGUGUAAAGAAGGGGAGAUUGGAGAUGGGAGAAUUUGCUAUAAAGAUCUUUUGAGUGAGAUAAGUAACAGUAAUUCACGAGGAAAUUUUGCUAGAAAAUUAAACGUCGCCAGGAAAAUGUUUGCUUCUGGUUGCUCAAUGUUGCUGACUAAAUAUGGGCCUUUCACAGUCUUUGUACCAUCCCUUCUUCCCAUCCAUGACAGACUGGAAUUUAACGAUACCACUGCUGAGCGUUUGUGCAGAAUGCACAUCGUUCCUGGUCUGCAUUUGGUAGAAGACAUGGUAAAAGCCAAGACUAUGUGGACCUUGUCAGGACAUCAGCUGACAUUCAGCAGCCAGACAUACAUCACAUCGUUUCGGUAUCAAGACCUGCCGGGGGAACUGUACAAUGUUUUGCAAUCAAACCUGCCAGCAGCCAAUGGCAUCAUGCAUAUUGUUAACACCCUGAGGAGAGAAACCAGCACUGACAACCUCAGAAACCCACAGAAAACCAUUGGUGAGAUCCUUGCUUCAAUGGAGAUCUUCAGUAGAUUUGAAACAAUAUUGGAGAACUGUGGCUUGCCUGCAAUACUGGAUGGACCAGGCCCCUUUACUGUGUUUGUACCCAGCAAUGAAGGUGUGGAUAAUUUGAGAGAUGGAAGGCUCAUUUAUCUUUUCACAGAGGGCAUAAAUAAGCUUCAGGAACUUGUGAAACAUCAUAUCUACACUUCAGCAGCGCUUACUGUAGAGAAACUGAUAAUGAUGCCACACAUUGUUACCAUGGCUAACCAGAUACUGACCAUCAACAUCAGUGCAGAUGGAAGGAUUCUGAUGGAUGAAUCAGGGGUCCCCUUAAAGAUGCGAGACAUUGUGGCAUCAAAUGGCAUCAUUCAUACCUUGGACGGCAUCUUCAUCCCUCCUUCAAUAAUUCCCAUCUUGCCUCACAGAUGCAAUGAAGAGCAACAUGAAAUUGUGACAGGUUCUUGUGUGGAUUGUGAGGCCCUCAACAGCAGUGUUUGCCCACCUGGCAGCAGAGAAAUGGAACCAACCUUCUUCCUAAAAGAAUGUGUCUACAUCCAUGAUCCACAAGGCCUGAAUGUCCUGAAGAAGGGGUGUGCCAGGUACUGCAAUCAAACCGUCACGAAACCUGGAUGCUGCAAAGGAUUCUUUGGUCCAGACUGCAUGCCAUGCCCAGGGGGAUUUUCCAGUCCAUGCUAUGGCCGGGGAAAUUGCAGGGAUGGCAUACAAGGGAAUGGCAGCUGCCAGUGCUUUGAAGGUUUCAAAGGAAUAGCCUGUCACAUCUGCUCAAACCCAAACAAACACGGCGAGAACUGUGAUGAAGAUUGCGGCUGUGUCCAUGGUGUCUGUGACAACAGGCCUGGCAGUGGGGGUGUGUGUCAGUCCUGGUCCUGCAAGGAAGGCUAUACUGGGAAAUUCUGUGACAAGACAUCCAGGAACUGUGGCCCAAGUGGGCUGUCCCAGUACUGCCACCAGAACGCUGUCUGCAGCCUCAAUGACACAGCAAGGUGCAUCUGCAUGGAUGGGUACGAAGGUGACGGGUUUUCCUGCCAGCCCAUCGACCUGUGCAGUCAGCCAGAACGAGGAGGCUGUUCACAGAAUGCCCUGUGCACCAGUACAGGCCCUGGCACUGCCACUUGCCAGUGCAACAUGGGCUGGACAGGGGAUGGGAAGGCCUGCGUGGCUGUGGACAACUGCAUGCUGGAGAGCAGAGGGAACUGCCACAUCAAUGCCAACUGCCUUUAUGUUGGCCCUGGCCAGAGCAAGUGUGUCUGCAAGAGGGGUUAUGCUGGUGAUGGCCACAACUGUGAUGCAAUCAACCCCUGCCUCAUGGACAACGGUGGCUGCCAUGAUUUGGCUACAUGUUUACCCCUUGGAGGAGGAGAGAGAUCCUGCACUUGUCCUCCAGGCUACAUGGGGGAUGGCAUGACAUGUUAUGGGGACAUUCUAAAAGAGCUGGCUGGGAAUUACCAUUUUGCAGGCUUCUACGACUGGGUCAAGGUAAGAACAGCCAAGGCCUGCAUGGGAAUGAAUGUCACUGUCCUGGUGCCAUCAGAGGCAGCUAUCAAAAACCUGAGCAAGACUGAGAAGGACUUCUGGUUGACCCCCUACAUGCUACCAUUUUUAGUCAGGGCUCACUUUCUUGAAGGUGUCUUCACUGGUGAAGAGCUCAAAAAGUAUGACAGGACAGAACUGCCCACCCUGAACCCACACACCAGAUGGCAGAUAAACACCAGGAGUGGCGUAUUAACUAUUCAGAAUGCCAGUUUAGACAUCAGCGACAUCCCUGCCAGCAAUGGCAUUAUUCACAUUCUCAGUGAGGUUUUGUUGCCACCUUCAGAAGAUAUCCCACCAAGUCCUCCAGGUCUGCAGAAACAGCUCGAGGCAGUUGCCUCAUUCAGCACAUUCAAGGAGUUGCUAGAGCAAUACCAGCUCAUGGGAAAAAUCGAGUCCUCUGAAAAAUACACAGUUUUUGUUCCUGGAAACAAUUCCAUUGAGGAGUACUGCCAUGCUGCCAAUGUGACACAGCUGGACAAUGAGACCGUGCAGUACCAUGUUGUACUGGGAGAGAAGCUCUUACCUGCAGACUUGAGAAGUGGAAUCCAUAAGAACAGCAUGUUAGGGCUCUCCUACUGGCUCAUGUUCUACCAAAACAGCACCCAGAAGUUUGUCAAUAAUAUUCCCUUGGAUGGAAAAUUUAUUGAGACGAGGAACGGCAUGUUGAUCGGGGUCUCGCAGGUCCUCCUGAUACAGAAGAAUCGUUGCACGGCCAAUACCACCACGAUACAAAAGUCAAGAUGCGGCAAGUGUGAGAAGGGGAUCAAGUGUCCUGCUGGAUCAGUUCUUGUGGAAUUGCCAGGAAGCAAGAAUCUCGCUCGCUGUGAGUUACGCUCAGGGGAUACAGGAAUACUUGGCUGCCAUUUCACCUGUGCAAAAGUUUCUCUGAGAUCCGUCUGCUGCCCUGGCUACUACGGACACAUGUGUGAGAUGUGCCCAGGGAAGCCAGGCCAGUGGUGCUCCGGGAAUGGGGAAUGCCAGGACGGCAUGGAGGGCAGCGGGGAGUGCCGGUGCCUGGAGGGCUUCCACGGCACCGCCUGCGAGAUGUGUGAAGUUGGCCGGUAUGGAGCUGACUGCAGAUCAGAAUGUGCCUGUGACAAUGGCAUAUGUAACGAUGGGCUGCAAGGGGAUGGGAGCUGCCAGUGCUUCCCAGGGUGGAAGGGCCCUACCUGCCAAGAAAGAAUCAAGGUUGACUUAUGCAAUAACACUUGCCAUCAAAUGGCCAACUGCCUCAACACUUCCACAGAUUCCCCACCUAUGUGCUUCUGCUCUGCUGGAUACACGGGAAAUGGGACCCACUGCACAGAAAUUGAUCCAUGCACCACUGACCAUGGAGGCUGCUCCGUACACGCCGUGUGCACUAAGGUGUCCCCGGGAGAGAGAACCUGUGUUUGUAAGGAAGGUUACGCUGGGGACGGGACGCUCUGCAUGGAAAUUGAUCUCUGUCUCGAAAGCAACGGGGGCUGCCACAGCAACGCAGAGUGCAUGAAAACAGGCCCAAAGAAGGUUGCCUGCAACUGUCUUCCUGGUUACAGUGGGGAUGGUGUGAGCCAGUGCAACCCCAUCAACUUGUGUGAACAGAACAAUGGAGGCUGCAGCCCAUUUGGAAUCUGCAAGUACACAGGCCCUGGCACCCGGAACUGCUCCUGCUCCUGGCACAGCGUUGGAGAUGGCUUCACCUGCCGUGGCAAAGUGUAUCAGUCGGGAAACAUCAAGGAGCUCAGUGGGGCAGGGCCUUUCACUGUCUUUGUCCCACGGACAGAUUUCAUAGGAAACACUACAGUGUUUGAGGAUUGGAGGAGCAGAGGUCUCCUCCAGGACCUGCUUCGCUACCACAUGGUGGGUUGCCAGAAAUUGCUGUCCAGUGACCUGGAAGCCCAGAAGUCACUCACAUCUCUAUCUGGCCACAAAAUAAAUAUCACAGUGAAAGAGAAUAGCAUCUAUCUCAAUGAGGAAGCCAAAGUGGUCAUGAGUGACAUCACUGGCGUGAACGGGGUCAUUCAUUUAAUCAACAAGAUCCUCAUUCCAAGUGACCUGGUGGACCGUAACAUUUCCUCACAGAUCUCACAGCAAAACAUUACGGAAGUGGCAUCAGCCUUUGGGUACACCAUUUAUAGCAAGCUGCUGCAGGACGCGGAGCUGCUUCCACUGAUUGGUGACCCCCUGCACAGACCCUUCACCAUGCUCUGGCCCACGGAUGCCACAUUUAACGCCCUCUCGGAGAAGCAGCAGAAGUGGCUGUACAGCAGGGAGCACCGGGACAUGCUGGCCUCCUACCUCAAAGCACACAUGAUCAGGGGCACAAAGAUUGUUGCUGGUAAUGUGCCCCAAGUCGAAUCCACACGGACCAUGUAUGGCUCCACCAUCUCAUUCAGCUGCAGCAAAAACCACGUGGGGGAGCUUCUGGUGGGAAACAAUGAUGCCACAAUCAUCCAGAGGCACAUGGAAUUCAAUGGGGGAAUUGCUUAUGGCAUCGACAGGCUGUUGGAGCCACCGGAUCUGGGAUCUCGGUGUGAUGAGUUCAGCUUUGUAGAGCUGCAGGGAUCUACAGAGAGCUGCGGACCCUGUGGCUUCGAGCCAUUCUGCCCUGCUGGCUCCGUUGAACAGGGGGGAACCAGGCGCUGCUACUAUUACGGAAAUCAGCUGUUGAGAUACCCUUUUCAGUUUCACCACAACUCCCUCUUGCGGCGGUCCCGGCCACCCUCCCCGUGGGAUCCCUUCAGAAGACACUUCUCUUCCAGGGGGCCUCUGAGACGAGGCUGCAAGAGGAGGUGCGUUGCCCCCCGGUGGGUCCCUCAGUGCUGUGCCAACCACUAUGGCCGUGACUGUCGAGCGUGCCCGGGAGGGCUGGAGGCGCCGUGCGGUAACCGCGGGACCUGCGACGACAGAAUCGGUGGCUCGGGGCGGUGCAACUGCAGCGCGGCCUUCAUCGGGACCAGCUGCGAGCUGUGCGCGCCCGGCCGGUACGGGCCGGAGUGCCGAGAGUGUAACUGUACUGAGAAUGGUGUGUGCAAUGGAGGACUGCACGGCGACGGCUUCUGCUUCUGUGCCGAGGGCUGGACUGGAGACAGCUGUGAAAUCAGACAAGUCCUGACGCCCACCUGCUCUCCACCGUGCCACCCCCAGGCCAUCUGCCGCUCUGGCAACCUCUGUGAAUGUGACCUGCACUAUGAAGGAGAUGGGAGAAUGUGCUCAGUGAUGGACAUGUGCAGCCAGGACAACGGGGGGUGUGCCAGGCAUGCACAGUGCACACAGGCUGGGGUGAAUGUCUCUUGUGCCUGUGCACCUGGGUAUGGAGGUGACGGCUACACCUGCGAGCCCAUCGACAGGUGUGCGGACGGCAGGAACGGGGACUGCAGCCAGCACGCCAGCUGCAUCAGCACUGGGCCGAACGAGCGGCGCUGCGAGUGCAAGCAGGGCUACGUGGGUGAUGGAAUCCAGUGCCUGGAAGAGGUCGUGCCCCCCACAGACCGGUGUCUGAGUGACAAUGGGCAGUGCCAUCGGGAGGCCAUUUGCACUGACCUGCACUUCCAUGACAAGACUAUGGGCGUGUUUCAUCUACAGUCACGCCGAAAAAAAUAUGACUUCACUUACGAGCAGGCUCAGAAGGCCUGUGCUGCAGAAGGUGCUUCCCUGGCCACUUUCCAGCAGCUCUCAGCAGCACAACAGAUGGGAUUCCAUCUGUGCUUGGUGGGUUGGCUGGACAAUGGCACAGCUGGAUACCCCACAGCAUACCCCAACCCCAGCUGUGGGUCUAACCGAGUGGGCAUCGUGGACUAUGGCUCCCGAAGCAACCUGAGUGAGACCUGGGAUGCAUUCUGCUACCGGGAGAAAGAUUUGACUUGCACCUGUCGUGACGGGUUCGUGGGAGAUGGGUACUGGUGCAGUGGCAAACUCCCCGAUGUGCUCGCAGACCAGGCUCGCUUCUCCACCUUCUAUUCUAUGUUGCUCGAUUUUGCCAAUGACACAGAAGAAGGGCUGGACUUUUUCAUCUAUUUGUCUGAUGACUCCGCUCCCAAAACUCUCUUUGUCCCUCUGAAUUCUGGCUUCACAGACAAUGAAACACUGACAGGAGAGGAACUGAAGCUCCACGUGUCGUCCAGCAAUGUUGUACUGUUCAGCUACAACCUCACAACAGGCACCAUCAUCCCAUCCCAGUCAGGAUAUGACCUCCAUGUGUCAGACCUCCCAGUGGGCAACAGCACAGAGCCAUCAGAUGCCAAGGGGAUCAAUGACACGAUGAUUGUGGAGUGGGACAUCAUAGCUUUCAAUGGCAUAAUUCACGCAAUCGCAGAGCCACUGAAGAUCCCAUCGCCCAUCAUGCAGAUUGGUCAGGUGAAUGGCGUGGCACAGAUACCGGGCUCAGUGGCCACAGGGAUGCUGUCGGCACUGUGCUUUGCCCUGGCACUGGCUGCCGGCGCUGGUGUCACCUAUUACUGCGUGAAGAGACGGCGCCAGGAGGAGCAGUUCGGGUAUUUUCAGACCUUCUGCUCUCCUCCUCCACAUCCAACUAACAGUCCUCUACCAGAGUCACCAGCUGGACAGACCAGUCUGGCAGGAGAAAGGCCCCAGCAGCUGGUACCAGGUGUGGGCGGGUAA